AUGACACUAUUCUUUAUAGUACAUCCACCACUUCCUUUUCCUAUUCCUGAUUCCGCAGUAAAAACCUGGAACAAAGCGAACGUUUGUAUUGUGACGUAUGUCACUGAUAAGCCAACAAAGUAUUCCGAGUUGGCCAUGGCUACCAAGAAGGAAUAUGCACAGAAGUUUGGAUACGAAUUUGUUGUCAAGCAUGUUGCUGAUAAGUCUUGGAAUACAAUCCAAUUGCUGUUGGAGACGAUCGAAGAAUAUCCUGAUAUCGAAUGGUUCUGGCUUACUGAGCAGAAUACAAUAAUUACAAACAAAUCCCUCGAUCUUGAUAUACAAUUAUUUCAACAUCUGCAUGGUUAUGAUGGUAGAGAACUACUGGCUACUUAUGACUGCCAUGGGUUCAAUACGGAUUCGCUUGUGGUUCAUAAUACUAAAUGGCCAAAGAGGUUCCUAAGUAUGGUAAACAAACUGGUUGAAGACGGAUACAAAAUUAGUGAUGCCAUAAGUCUGCUGAUAAAUCAAAAGGCAGAUGACAUUGCUCAAAAAGUGUUCUUUCUGCCUACGAGCCGUGUUCUGAUCGAAACAUUUGAUCCGAUUUUAGAUUGUCAUCAACCGAAUGAAGCAAGAGUAUCCGAUAAUCAAUCUCUCGAUGAAUCGCUUGACUCGGAUUCAACAAUCAACUCGUCCAAACGAUCAGCCGAUUCUUCAAGUCAGACAGCAACUGAUACGCUUAGCGUGGACACAAACGACACAAGGAAACGUUUAAAAUGUCAUGUUGUCGUGGAAGUGCCACCACUGAGAAAGGCUCGGAGUGCCUAUGGCGACCCGGCCGCUAAAUCCGCCAAGCAUACGGAAACAACAGCGCUUAAGAUAUUGUAUAGACAGAGUGAGCAUGUCGACAGACACCAGAAGUCAAAAUUUAGUGUGAAUAAUUUUAUUAUAUAUGACCAUGAAUAUGAGAAGGCUAAUUUGUAUGAAUUACAAGAAUUAGCCCAAGUAAAAGAGAGAUUCUGGGAUGGAACAGUAUCCAAUUGUGGCUCAAGUUUAGAUUGCCAAAAGGUACUAAUCCGCGAGUACUCAAUCGGUGGCUAUGGCACAUCUACACAUGACGUUACGGUCUGGUUUAAAUCAACACAUAGUAAACAUACAUGGUACAGAGCCCAGCAGCCCAGUCCAGAAUAUUCUAGGUUAUGGCAUACAUUCUUAUGGAAAGCACGUUUAGCAAAAUAUGUCCUCGAUUGGGCAAGUUCGAAUACCGAGGUGACAUUUACCGAUCUCAAGGAUAACUUUUAUACAUGGAUCAGUAAACUGCGCGAUGGAGACUGUGUCUUUCAACAAUGGAUUGGCGAGAUGAAUGGGAAACGUGAUUUCCGUGCUGUUGUUGUCAAUUGCAGCAGAUUCAUAUGGACACAAGCAUGGACGCUGGGAGAUGAUUAUGUGAAGCUUAAAUUCUUCCAGGACAGCAGCUUCGUUGAAGAGUAUAACCACGGUGAUAAUAAUAAAUCCACAGAAUGUACUAUUGUCACUCCAAGAGUAUACAGAUGGUUUGCGAACGUAUUUCCGGAUUGCUUAGAAAUGAUUGAGGAUCCCGUAAACUCUCCAUGCGCUUCUGAUGAUGAUAUUACAGUACAAAUAGAACAGACAGAAGAUUAUAGGUUAAUAAACCAUAAUAAUGGACAUCCAAUAUUUAUUGAUCCAAAUCUAGAUGGGCAUACCUAUAGGGGAGUCAUAGUUGACGGGAUAACAAUAUCUGUUGGAGAGGCUGUAGAGUUGAACGUAGAUGAACGUGGUAAAUGGGGUAGAGAUGAAAGUCGAUGGAUAUGUCUGAUUACUGAAUUGAAGCGCACAUCAAUUGAUGACGGUGCUUUCAAUCUUGUAUGGCUAUAUACACGAAGACAGACAUUUCUUCAUCAAGUGGACAUAGACUGCCACCCCCAAGCAGAGAAAGAAUUAUUUCUUGCGUAUCAUUGUGAAUGUCAUACGCCUCAGUCGAUAUCUACGAUCAAAAGGAAAGUAAGCGUUCUCUUUGGAGCAGAUAGCUCUCCAGAUCUCGAAACAAGCUUCUUCUGUCGAAUGAUGUAUGAUAUAAACGAUGGGGCUUUUCUCACAUUUAAGCCAGAGAUGCUUCGAUCUGUUUAUGGUAGUCGUCUCUGUGGCUGUUUGUCACCAUUAAAAUGUGUAUUCGACGAAUUCAUAUCCAAAUAUCAAGUUGGUGACUGUAUAACUCUCAAACUUGAUGUCUGCCAAGAUGAUAUUUGUACAGUCUGUUACAUUGAAGAAAUCAAUACCGAAGAAGAAGUGGCUAUUUUAAGGAGAUUCUUCAGGCCGUGGGAAAUUUAUGAGCGAAAAUCCGGAGAUAUCAUUAAUGAACUGUUAUGGUCGAAUUAUUCAUUCGAGUUUACUGCCUUUGAACAGGUAAUCCGAAAGUGUCACAUAGAGUUCAUACUACGAAGCAGUAUGAUUACAAUAGAUGAACUUCCAAUUAACUUGAGGCAUCGUGGAGCUGGAGAGCAUUUUUUCUUUUGUAGGGAAUAUGACGUGGACACAAAUGAGAUUAGUUUUAUCAAAAUAUUCGAGUCCCAAGAGCAUUUUCCACCUUAUUAUGAAAAGAUUGAAACUUUUAAGAAAUUAAAAGGGCUUGAUCUAUUUUGUGGUGGUGGAUCAUUAGGUCGGGGAGUCGAAGACUCUGGUUUUGUCUCUUAUAAUGCUGAGGCAGCAUGUAAAACUUACAAACAGAACGUCCAACACGAAGACAUAACCAUAAUGAACGCUAGUGUAAACGUUGUAUUGGUCGAUGCAAUUCUUGGUGAAGGUUGCACGUCAGCACCAAAGAAGGGCGAAGUGGAUAUAAUAUUAGCAGGCUCUCCAUGCCAAGGAUUCUCGCGUUUGAACUUGUAUCCAAACAGUCCUCGUGCUCAAGCAAACAAUUCCCUAAUAGCUUCUUUUGCUUCGUUUGUUGAUUAUUAUAAGCCGAGAUUUUUGUUGUUAGAAAACGUUCCUACAUUGAUUGGCUAUGGAGGUAUAUUGGUUAUCUUAGUUACGUUUAGCAUUAUUGAGUUUGACAGGAAAUUCACUCCUCAUCAAAUACAAAAAGGCCAGGCAAUAUUUCCACGGUUAAUUGCUUGUCUAUUAGAAAUGAAGUAUCAAAUCCGUUUUGGUCUUGUUUGUGCAGCCCAUGUGGGUGGUGCACAAGAGAGAAUCCGUGUAUUUAUGUGGGGUGCUGCUCCAGGAGAGCAGCUACCACAGUUGCCACAUCCAUCACACAGGUUCCAAGGGAGACGUUUUCGUAAAUAUACGCUGAAUCUCCCAAAUGGUGAUCGGUUAACUGGUCUUCCUGAAGACGAAUAUGCAAGCUUGCCUAUGUUAACUGUAAAAGAUUUUAUAGGCGAUUUACCAUCUUUAGACACAGGGAUAUUUUGGUAUCCUAGGUAUCCUGAUCACAGAGUAGAAUACAUGAAAAGUAAAUACACAGAACUUCUAAAAUUAAUACCAGUGGAUACUUCUAAAGCCAACUAUUUCAAAGCAAGAGAACUUGGUUUAGUACCCCCACACUUGCAAGUGAAACUAUUUGAGGAAAAAUAUAAUCGACCAGAGAUUCGAACAGGAAAAGCACCAUGUCAGCGAGUAGCAGCUGAUUAUGUGUUUCCAACUAUUAUAACCAUGAUGAGAAUUGAUAGUCUCGCAGCUGAGGUUGUACACUACUUGGAACCACGAACACUGAGUGUUCGUGAAGCAGCCAGAGCACAGGGAUUUUUGGAUUCAGAUAUUGUGUGUGGUUCAAUUAUUGAUCAGCUCAAAAUAAUUGGGAAUUCAGUACCAAGGAAUGUUGCAUUUGCCCUUGGGAUACAAUUAGGGGAAGCUUUGUUAAAGAAAACAAAUACUGAAGAGGCAAACACUGAAGAGGCAAACACUGAAGAGACAAACACUGAAGAGGCAAACACUGAAGGGGCAAACACUGAAGGGGCAAACACUGAAGAGACAAACACUGAAGAGACAAACACUGAAGAGACAAACACUGAAGAGACAAACACUGAAGAGACAAACACUGAAGAGGCAAACACUGAAGAGACAAACACUGAAGAGGCAAACACUGAAGAAAUAUAUCCUGAAGAAAUAGAAAACUUGAUAGUAAUAGAUUAA
Molecule: messenger RNA, 4128 nt
Organism: Paraglomus brasilianum
Lineage: Eukaryota; Fungi; Glomeromycota; Glomeromycetes; Paraglomerales; Paraglomeraceae
Source: the annotation of a GenBank genome assembly